AUGAAUGAAAAGUGUCGCGGCGACUAUGGUGAACAGCGGGAGGUACCGGAUGCAGGCGAUCCAGAUCAACCGUCGGCCGGCCACAAGUGUCGUCUGUGUUUGGACGGUUUUAACUUUUCCGAUGCAACGUUCCUCAUCGAUGACAGCCUUCGGCAAAUGAUGGAAACUGUGUUCCACUUUUCGGUCGUUGCAGAUGAAGCGCUGCCGGAAAAUGUUUGCCACCGAUGCCAAUCGCUGGUAUCGGAAUUCUACACGUACAGUCUCCAGGUAGAGGCCAACCAGCAGCAGCUUUGGACCCAUCGCAAAGAACGGAAAAAUGAAGUGUUCGAAGAGGUGAAAAUUGAGCCCGUGACCGAGGGCGAAAUCUACGAUAUCGAGUUUGCCGAGGUGCCAGUUUCGGUAAAGAUAGAGUCAAACGAGACUUCCACACUGGCUGAUCAAAAUACUGAACGCAACGCUGAUGCAGACUACCGCCCGGGGGAAAAAGAAUUGGCCGACGAAGUCGACGACGAUGGUGAUGAUGAUGGUGAUGACGAUGAAGACCGAUCGGUUAGUUCUGGCCCAACGGGAAUGAAACUCAGGAGACACCGUCAGAGGAUGGUGAAAACUGAAAAGCAUUCCCGGAGUAUUACUGCCAAGCUAAAGCCGGAAGGCGAUAAAUCGGACACGGAGGAGGCUGCUAAGCAGGAAGACGACCAGCGAAUACAGGAAUUUUACAAAUUCGAGUGCGAGGUUUGCUCCAUGAAGCUGGAAAACUUGACCCACCUCCAAUCACACUAUCGGCGGGAGCACGCCAUAAAGGGGUACAUCCGCUGCUGUGAUAAGCAACUGUUCCGCCGGUUCCAGCUGUUGGACCACAUGGCAGGUCACCAGGGAACGAUCAAAUGUGACAUUUGCCACAAAACCUACAAAAGCAGCCGCUACCUGGCGCUGCACAUGAUGAAGAGUCACAGCCGCGAAGAAGACCGCCCAUUUAAGUGCACCAAGUGCCGGCAGUCGUUCCACAAAGAGCAUCUGCUUAAAGCCCACCAAGCGAAUCACUUGUCGGAGAAGUGUCCGAUCUGCGACAAAAUAGUUUCGUCGAAGUACGCACUGAAAACGCACGUAUCGCACAUGCACGGCACUGACGGCAACCAGAUUUGCGACGUAUGUGGCAAGGAGUUUCGCACCAAGCAGGCCAUGGAGCGGCACAUUAACGAGCACCUGGGCGUGGAGGUGGUGCAGAAAGUACAGUGCCACGUGUGCCAACGUUGGUUCCACGGCAAGUACAAUCUGCGGAAGCACAUCCGGUUUAUGCACAUUGAAGAUGGCCAAGUGUUCCGGUGCGAUGUCUGUCAGCACGAGAGCCCCAAUAGUCGCGCCCUGUUGGAUCACAAGAAGCGUGUGCACGUGGAGGAGAAGUUCGCGUGUGAGUUCUGCGGCAAACGUUUCAAACGCAAGCUGUAUCUGCGGGAGCACAUUGCGUCCCACACCGGGAAGCCGCUGUACUCGUGCGAUGUUUGUAGCGCCACGUUCAAUUCCAACGCCAACUGCUACAACCACCGCAAAAGCAAGCAUCCCGUCGAGUGGGAAGCACGGAAACAGGCGUACUUGGAUGCCCAGAUGAAAAGUCCCACCGAUGACGCGAAAAGAGAGCCGUUGUAGAUAAU
Messenger RNA from Anopheles cruzii, 1649 nucleotides. Its product is annotated as transcription factor grauzone-like. The coding region runs from base 1 to 1644 and encodes 547 amino acids. Gene Ontology annotation, cellular component: nucleus. The record is from RefSeq and is a predicted model, not a curated record. The transcript is spliced from 2 exons. Lineage: Eukaryota; Metazoa; Arthropoda; Insecta; Diptera; Culicidae. Gene Ontology annotation, molecular function: zinc ion binding; DNA-binding transcription factor activity.